AUGUACGCCCCUGUUGGCGAGGGCCCCAGCAACCAACGACCAUCCCUGGUCAAUCCAUGGUGGCUUCAUCCGCCAGCUGGACGAGCAAUUGGGCACGAGCGCGGUCAAGAAGGUAAAUAUCCAGUGGAAGGUGGCUGCAAAAGAAGCGGUGAAGGUCAAGGAGUUAAGCCUAAGGGUGGCAUCAUGGACUCUCAUCAGCAGCAGUUUUGCCUCAAGUGGAACAGUUUCGGCAGCAAUUUAGCAACGACGUUCUCGAAUUUAUUCAAAAGCGAGAGUCUCACCGAUGUCACCCUGUUCUGCGAGGGAGUUACGUUCAAGGCGCACAGGUUAAUCCUCGCAGCAUGCAGCAAGCAUUUUCAGGAGCUUUUCGAAGGAAUGCCGCCUUCUCCCGCGGGAUUGAUCGUUAUUCUCGAUGGGACGAGUGCCCACAAUAUGGCGUCCCUCCUCGAAUUCAUGUACCGUGGAGAGGUACAUGUGUCCCAGGAAUCCCUCAGUUCCUUCCUCAAGGCAGCUGAAUGCCUUCAAGUUAAAGGUCUAUCGAUCAUCGAGCAUGAGAAGCUAGCGGUGGCGCAGAGGCACGCUGCGGAGGGCAGCAACACCUCCGCGGACGCAGAGAGCAAUGCCGGAGAUGUUACUGCUCUCCGCGGUGGCGGCGGUAACGGAAGUGGUGGUAGCGGUAGCAUCGGGGGUAGUGUCGGCAGCGGUAGCGUCGGCAGUGGUAGCAACGGUGGUACCAUUGGCAACGGGGGUGGUGGUAGCGGCGCCGGUGAUACGAACGACAUGAGCGAGACGGUCAGAAACAUAAAGAGGACUCCUACACCGUCGCCCGCCUCGGAAUUCGUGCCCAAUAUGUAUCACACCUCGCAUUAUUGCGAGAGUCCGCCGAAGAGGCUGAUGAGAUCGCCGAGCGACGUCGAUACGUUAGGAAGAGCGAGCGUGUUACGCGACGGCCCUGCUUUCCGACCGGCGUCCGCCCCGCAUCCACUGUUGGAAAAUCACUUCUAUCAAUCAUUCACCCAUCUCCCUGAAACUCAUUCGCAUUCCCACACCGCGCCACACACGCCCACGGAACUAGAACAGCAGCUGGAACGAGCGCGGUCCGAGGAACGUAGCAACUGUGAUCUCAAGGAAAGCGUUGCCGAAGAUCUUCGAAUAAAACAGGAGCCAGUGGAGAUCGAUCGAGAGAGAUCGGAGAAAUUGGCGGAGAGAUUGUCCAAGCGGGAUGACGAGGCUUAUCCCGGACGGGGGUUUGACGCGGGCUUGUACAGAUCGAACUCGGACCAUCUCCCUGGAGCACAGCUGGGUCCGACGAUGGUGCCGAUGCCGACGGUUCAUCCGCCGACUCCCGAUCAGAGUCCCGCCGCGCCUCCCACGAUCGCUAUGUGGAACACGAAGAUCAACAAGGCCAGCACUGUCUCUACUGUCGACGGUAAGAAAUUGAAGUGCCCCUUCUGCGAGAGACUGUACGGCUACGAGACGAAUCUACGCGCUCACGUGCGACAACGUCACCAGGGCAUUAGAGUGCCGUGUCCGUUCUGCACGCGGACGUUCACCAGGAACAAUACCGUCAGACGGCAUAUUGCGCGAGAGCACAAAAUCGAGCUCAGUAUGAAGGAUUUUCAGCAGUCCAAUCAUUCGGUCUCGGACACUGUGCUCCAGUAA
This is a messenger RNA of Cyphomyrmex costatus, 1662 nucleotides long. RefSeq names its product Chronologically inappropriate morphogenesis (gene chinmo). Gene Ontology annotation, molecular function: protein binding. Gene Ontology annotation, biological process: regulation of transcription by RNA polymerase II. The transcript has 7 exons. NCBI's taxonomy places the organism in Eukaryota, Metazoa, Arthropoda, Insecta, Hymenoptera, Formicidae. Gene Ontology annotation, cellular component: nucleus. The record is from RefSeq and is a predicted model, not a curated record. Bases 1 to 1662 code for a protein of 553 amino acids.